This is a messenger RNA of Actinia tenebrosa (Australian red waratah sea anemone), 2187 nucleotides long. RefSeq lists its product as uncharacterized. Gene Ontology annotation, cellular component: membrane. The record is from RefSeq and is a predicted model, not a curated record. Gene Ontology annotation, molecular function: transmembrane receptor protein serine/threonine kinase activity. NCBI's taxonomy places the organism in Eukaryota, Metazoa, Cnidaria, Anthozoa, Actiniaria, Actiniidae.
CGAGUAAACGCUAAGAUUGCCAAACUGUUUGUUUUAAACCGGAAGUGGUUUCCUUACGUGCUAUCACCACUGUUUUUAUGCAAAAAUAUUCCAUGAUGUAAGGGUGCAUUUAAAAGGCUCUGCCGGCUUGAUAGGUAAAGUUCAUUUUAUAGACACCACCUAAAGUGAUAUAGCAACAAUCCUAAAUCUACUUCAAGAAAUAUGAAGCUCUAUCAUACUGUUCUACUUUUAUUGGUUUUGUGUUUUGGUUCAAGUAACUGGGCAUCGCAUGCUUAUUCCAAUCCCUUUGUAACAAAUGCUGAAGAAGUGGACGACUUUAAAGAUUCAGCAUUUGUGGACGAUGCGGAAGAGAUAUCUGCGAUAAAGCAGUUUCAGACUUCUGCUGCAAGGUCCGCUUUUGUGGAGGACCUUCAAACAAAAGUAGAAGACAAUGACAUGAACUCAUUAGAACAUUUGAUUGCAAAACACAAUGAAGAAAAAAGAUUACAGAUUGAGAGUCUGAUGAAGCGAGGGAACAUUCUAGAUCCAGGAAACAUCGGCGAUGGAGAAACAGCCCCAACAUGCUACUCAUGUUAUGGAAACAGUCUCAAAAGCUGCUUAAACUCCAUGAAAGAAAAACAGUGUCAAGGUGCCCAGCGGUGUUACACGGUCCAUCUGAUUUCCAAGGCAACGGGACGAAACACCUUUGUCAAAGGCUGCAUUAACAUAGCAACAUGUCAGUCGGAUAUCUGUCAGACUAUUCACAAUACUAGUAAGGGGGAGUUCUCGUUCUGCAAGGCUGACUGUUGUAAGGGAAAACUUUGUAAUGUGGAAAAUGUUGGUACAACACCAAGGCCUACAGAGCCAGCGACGCCACCGAUAAAUGGUCCUAAGUGCUACUCGUGUCAAGGGGCUGACAUCGCCAGCUGUGCUAGCCGCAUGACUCUAAAACAAUGCUUACCAAACUACCAGUGCGCCGAUGCUUACUUAGUUAUCAAGAACAAUGGAAGAGAUCUUAUUGCCAAAGGGUGCAUCCCAUCAGGGCUAUGCGGUGGUGGUCUGUGUGAAAAACUGAACAACAGUGGAAGAUAUUCGCAGUGUCGUAGUUCUUGCUGUAAAGAUGAUGUGUGUAAUGCUAUUCCUACACUCCCCACGACGAAAGGAACCACCACUGAACAGCCUCCAACAACAGAGGAAACCGCAACCCAAGCACCAUGGAAUGCGACGACAGAACAACUUGCCAACAAAACAACGCAAGUGCCAACCCCACGACCACUCCCUUCCAGACCAACUCCCAAACCAGGUGGCCAUCUGUGUUACACGUGUAGCUCGGAGACCGCACAAGAAUGCUACUCCAACCUCAAAGUAAACAGGUGUGACGUAGGCAAAGUUUGCUUUACCGGCGAAGCAACACAAAACAAUGGAAUCAAGAUGUUUGCUAAGGGAUGCAUGAGACUAGAACAGUGCGCAACCUCGUGCAAACGGCUGAGCGUGACAACCAAGGAGUGUAAGGUUGAUUGUUGCCGUGGAGACUACUGUAAUGACUUCCCCUUGACAACCAAGAGACCAACAUCUCUUCCGGAUACUGGUUGCUAUAGAAUUCUAUCUCAAGUUUUAGAAGUUUUUAAGAAGCUACUAGAAACUAUUGAUACUCUGAUGAAGUUCAAAGAAUUCAACUUAAAGGUUGCUCCCUAUUAUCAACGUGAGAUUAAUUCUUUGAUGGGAACAAUAAAUGCCCAUGCUGUCUCCGUGACUGGCGAUGAUGGCCCGGAAGUCAGGAGCGCAGCCACGAAAAUGAGAUCACUGCGCAAGCGCGCUGGUAAAGUCUUGAAGAAACUCGAUAAAAUCAUUGCCAGGAGAUAAAAUGCUAAAGGCAAAUACCUUCCUCUCAUAGAGAAACAAGCUAUAUACUAAAUUCUUGCACAAGUGUUUUGGAACUUAAUAUAUCCCAGAGUCUUGUGCGUUAAUAGGAAAUUUGGAAAUUAAUGGUCGUUGCCAAGCAAUACCAUAGAAGAUCAUCUCGACUAAUUUUUUUYYCUCAACAUCGGAAUAGCUAGUAGCGCGCUUGGACUGAUCGUAUUGACUCACACAACGCUUUAUUAAGUAAUGACCAAACAUCAUUACUCUAAAUAUUUAUAAAAGCAAAAUGAUUUUGUACUUAUACACACGAAGUUUGUUAUUUUAAACAUUAAAGUAAUUACCACACAU